Messenger RNA from Nanorana parkeri, 4071 nucleotides. RefSeq names its product probable phospholipid-transporting ATPase IM. Gene Ontology annotation, molecular function: magnesium ion binding; ATP hydrolysis activity; ATPase-coupled intramembrane lipid carrier activity. Gene Ontology annotation, cellular component: plasma membrane. The coding region runs from base 37 to 3615 and encodes 1192 amino acids. Lineage: Eukaryota; Metazoa; Chordata; Amphibia; Anura; Dicroglossidae. Gene Ontology annotation, biological process: phospholipid translocation; Golgi organization. The record is from RefSeq and is a predicted model, not a curated record. The transcript is spliced from 27 exons.
UACUAUAGCUACUUUGGGAGGUUACUGGAUUCUACAAUGUUUUGUAGAAAUACAAAAAAGCUUGAAGAGGAACGUCGAGUCAAAGCUAACGACCGUGACUACAAUGAAAAGUUUAAUUAUGCAAAUAAUGCAAUCAAGACGUCCAAGUAUAAUGUACUUACGUUCCUGCCUAUCAAUUUGUUUGAACAAUUCCAGCGAGUUGCCAAUGCAUAUUUUCUUUUCCUGCUGAUAUUACAGCUAAUCCCUGAAAUUUCUUCCUUGUCAUGGUUUACCACCAUUGUGCCUUUAGUUCUUGUAUUGACCAUCACUGCUGUAAAAGAUGCCACUGAUGAUUAUUUUCGUCAUAAGACUGAUAAUCAAGUGAACAAUAGGCAGUCUCAGGUUCUUCUCAGUGGCAGACUACAGAAUGAGAAGUGGAUGAAUGUAAAAGCGGGCGAUAUCAUCAGACUGGACAACAAUCAGUUUGUGGCUGCUGACUUGCUCCUCCUCUCCAGCAGUGAACCACAUGGCCUCUGUUACGUGGAAACAGCUGAGCUUGAUGGGGAAACUAAUUUGAAGGUUCGGCAAGCUCUGCCAGUGACGGCAGACCUUGGAGAAGAUAUUUCCAGGCUUGCUGAGUUUAAUGGGGAAGUCUUGUGUGAACCUCCAAACAACAAGCUUGACAAGUUUAAUGGAACACUAAUCUGGAAAGACAGCAAGUAUUCAUUAAAUAAUGGCAAGAUGCUGUUGAGAGGAUGUGUCCUCAGAAACACUGAAUGGUGCUUUGGAAUGGUCAUUUUUGCAGGGCCAGAUACUAAAUUAAUGCAGAACAGUGGUAAAACUAAAUUUAAAAGAACCAGCAUUGAUCGACUAAUGAAUACUCUAGUUUUAUGGAUAUUUGGUUUCCUGGUGUGCAUGGGGAUUAUUUUAGCUGUUGGGAAUUCUAUUUGGGAGCACCAUGUGGGCAGUCGUUUCAGAGUCUACUUAUAUUGGGAAGAGGUGGUUAAUAGCGCUGUUUUCUCAGGAUUCCUCACAUUCUGGUCUUACAUCAUCAUACUGAAUACUGUAGUGCCCAUUUCGCUUUACGUAAGUGUUGAAGUUAUUCGCCUGGGACAUAGUUACUUUAUCAACUGGGACCGUAAAAUGUAUUAUUCCAAAAGGGGCACUCCUGCUGAAGCUCGGACCACUACUCUAAAUGAAGAAUUAGGACAGAUAGAGUAUAUAUUCUCUGAUAAAACAGGGACACUAACUCAGAACAUAAUGACAUUCAACAAAUGUUCAAUCAAUGGCAGAUUAUAUGGUGAAGUACGAGAUGAACUUGGUCGAAAAGUGGAAAUUACUGAGAAAACACCACCAGUGGACUUCUCAUUCAAUCCCCUUGCUGAUGGCAAGUUUCAGUUUUAUGAUCACAGCUUAAUUGAGUCUAUAAAGCUGGAGGAGCCCCACGUGCACGAGUUUUUUAGAGUGUUGUCACUCUGUCAUACUGUCAUGUCUGAAGAGAAAAAAGAAGGGGUCCUGAAUUACCAAGUGCAGUCACCAGAUGAAGGUGCAUUGGUUACUGCUGCCAGGAAUUUUGGAUUUAUAUUCAAGUCCCGAACGCCUGAGACCAUCACUGUGCAAGAAAUGGGGAGAAUUGUAACAUACCAACUUUUAGCAAUAUUAGAUUUCAACAAUGUCAGGAAAAGAAUGUCUGUCAUAGUACGAAAUCCAGAAGGACAGAUUAAACUUUAUUGUAAAGGAGCAGACACUAUUUUAUUUGAGAGGCUCCAUGUCCAUAGUGAAGAAUUAAUGUACAUCACUUCAGAUCACCUCAAUGAGUGUGCUGGUGAAGGCCUGCGGACUUUAGCCUUGGCAUAUAAAGACCUCAACGAAGAUUACUUUAAAUGGUGGCUGAAGAUCCAUCAUGAAGCCAGCAUUGCUUUGGAGAACAGGGAGGAACAGCUCGCAGAUGCUUAUGAACAAAUAGAGAGUGACAUGAUGCUACUAGGUGCUACUGCAAUAGAGGAUAAGCUGCAAGAAGGAGUGACAGAUACUAUUGCUAGUCUCCUGCUGGCCAACAUUAAGCUGUGGAUCCUAACUGGAGACAAGCAGGAAACUGCCAUGAACAUUGGUUACUCUUGCCACAUGCUCACAGAUGACAUGAAUGAUAUUUUUGUAAUAUCUGGUCACUCAGUAACAGAGGUUCGAGAAGAACUAAGAAAAGCAAAGGAAGCAACUUUUGGACAGAGCAGAAGCCUAUUUAAUGGCCACCAAUUCUCUGAGAAAAUGAACGACAUAAAGGUUGAAUCUGUUUAUGAGGAAACUGUAACUGGUGAAUAUGCCAUAGUCAUAAAUGGACACAGUCUGGCGCACGCCUUAGAAGCAGACAUGGAGAAAGAAUUCCUAGAGAUUGCAUGCAUGUGCAAGACUGUGAUCUGUUGCAGAGUGACGCCUCUUCAGAAAGCGCAAGUGGUGGAACUAGUGAAAAAGUAUAAAAAAGCAGUUACUCUGGCCAUUGGGGAUGGCGCCAAUGAUAUCAGUAUGAUCAAGAGUGCUCAUAUAGGAGUUGGCAUCAGUGGACAAGAGGGCAUGCAAGCUGUUCUGGCCAGUGAUUACUCAUUUGCUCAGUUUAGAUACUUGCAAAGACUUCUUCUAGUUCAUGGCCGCUGGUCCUACUUCCGAAUGUGCAAAUUCCUCUGCUAUUUCUUCUAUAAAAACUUUGCCUUCACACUAGUUCAUUUCUGGUUUGGAUUCUUUUGUGGCUUCUCAGCCCAGACAGUCUAUGACCAGUGGUUUAUUACACUGUUCAAUAUUGUAUAUACAUCACUUCCUGUCCUAGCCAUGGGGCUGUUUGAUCAGGAUGUGAAUGAACAGAAUUGUGUGGACUACACUAAACUCUAUGAGCCUGGCCAACUGAAUCUACUAUUCAACAAGCGGAGAUUUUUUAUUUGUGUGUUACAUGGAAUUUACACCUCUUUUGCCCUGUUCUUUAUACCGUUUGGUGCAUUUUUUAAUACAGCUGCAGAGGAUGGAAAGCACAUAGCGGACUAUCAGUCUUUUGCUGUCACUGUUGCUACAAGUCUAGUAAUAGUUGUCAGCGUCCAGAUUGGUCUGGACACCAGCUACUGGACUGCUAUUAACCAUUUCUAUAUCUGGGGUAGCCUCGCUGUGUACUUUUCUAUCCUAUUUGCCAUGCACGGAGAUGGGAUCUUUGAUAUUUUCCCCAGUCAUUUUCCAUUUGUAGGAAAUGCCAGAAAUUCCUUAAGUCAGAAAAGCGUUUGGCUUGUGAUAUUCCUGACCACUGUGAUUUGUGUCGUGCCUGUGUUGACUUACCGCUUCUUGAAAGUGGAUCUGAGUCCUACACUAAGUGAUAAGGUUCGAUAUUUGCAGCAGGCUAAGAAGAAACGGAAACCCCUAGCAAACCGCAUGCGCCGGGUACACAGAACUAGUUCUAGAAGAUCAGGUUACGCUUUUGCUCACCAAGAAGGCUAUGGUGAACUUAUUACAUCUGGUAAAAAUAUGCGUUUAAAUGUACCCCAAUCUUCUUCAAGUUUAGCAAGAACAAUGCUGAGCAGCACAAGCUGGAUAGAAAAUUUACGAAAGAAAACUGCAGAGAACUUUAACAGCUUCAGCAGUGACAAGUCUUCAAAACUAUGAAGUUUGGAUCUUGACCUUUUUUUUUAACCUUAAGCUGUGGCCAUAUUUUUGCACUGUAUUUCUCAACACCAAAGGAGAUAAUUUAUGUCUUCUGAAAGUGAAUCAUCUUGAAUUGGCAAAGUCCUGGAUUGUAAAAUCGUUUGACAUCAUCAUUACAUGUUUAUGAAUAGAACUUCUUUACAAGCACCCCUACCUUUCCAAGUACUGCUAAGGAGUCACUGUAAAUGAACAUUGGUGUAACACCAUACUGUGAUAAAGAACAAUAACACAGCACUGUAGCCUUGUUGCUUCUGACCAACAGCUUUUCAGACAGUUUUUACUGAAUGUCCCAGGCUUUUGGGUUCUGCUUAUAUAUGCAUUACAAUGUUUUGGAUUUUGUUAGGUCUGUAAAUGUACACUAAUGGUACACUUUUCGUUGUUUUGUUUUUUUUUCCUUUUUGUAAAACCAAUAUUAUA